Molecule: messenger RNA, 1848 nt
Organism: Trypanosoma conorhini
Lineage: Eukaryota; Euglenozoa; Kinetoplastea; Trypanosomatida; Trypanosomatidae
Exons: 1
Coding region: 1-1848 (615 amino acids)
Biological process (GO): protein localization to mitotic spindle pole body; microtubule anchoring at mitotic spindle pole body; mitotic sister chromatid segregation
Cellular component (GO): microtubule organizing center; mitotic spindle; MWP complex
Source: RefSeq, a predicted model, not a curated record
AUGCAGGUCCUGGCCUCCGAUGAGGGUGGACUGUGCGCUUUGUCCCCAAAUCAGGGCCUGUGCGCCUUUGUGCAGAAAGGUGUGGUCGUUGUGUUUAUGGAUUACGUCCGGCGUACGAGUGGGAUAGUGAAUUACGCGCCUUCGGGCGGGGAGUCGGUUGCCCCGCUUCCUGCGAGCGCGGAUUUACCGACGCCCCGCCGAUGUGACGCUGUCAUUUCCACCCACACCGCCCUUGACGAGAUCGAUGAGCUGCAGUGGUCACCGGAUAGCACGCUUGUGACCCUUCUCCUGGCGCGAUGCAAAACUGUUGAAAUUGUGAGUGUAUACGGCAAGUGCUGUGUAGCUCGCAUUGAUGCAGGAAUUUCAGGUCUGCGCGCGGUGCACUGGCACCCGUCGUCGCGCGCGGUUUAUUGGUUAGGAUUGCUGCAAGCGCAUGUCCUCUCUCUUGUGGACGGCCAGGUGAUGCGCCUUGCGGGGGGUGUGAAGUAUUCCACCCAGCUCGCGGCAAGAAGGCAUUCGUCGAGGCUCUCCGUCCACGGCGACCCCGCCGCCCCUUCUUUCUUCAAGCAAAUUGGACCCGUGAGUGAGGCCGCCUUGAUUCGCUUCUCGACGUGCCAUCGAUUUUUGCUCUACGUGGCACCCAAGUCACUCCAUUCACCACUGUCAGCCAACCGGGAGGGGGAGCAGACGGCCCCAGCACUUGGGGUGAGUGGCGGCGUCACACCCAUGCCUCCUGCACGAGAGACCAAUGAUAGUGACAGGAAGGCGAAUCCCCGUUCCCAGCGCAGUGAGUGGCUUGUCGCUGUCUCGGCUACGACGCAUGAGGAGUUGCAUGCCUUCCCAACGGGAAAGUUUGUGCAAAGUGUGUCAGACUUCUUCACACUUGAGUGUGGGAUUGCACUGGUGGAUUAUAUUCACGGUACCCUGGUGUUGCUCUCAUACGAUGGCGCCCACAUGCUACAUCACGAACCCGCUGGAGUGAAGCACGUUGUCUCCUCGAAGGAUGGAACUGUGCUCCUCAUUCUAUUUGCCGAUGCCUGUCGUUCUGUUCUUGCGUACAAGGAUCGUGUUUUGGCCUUGCGACGCAUUAGCUUUCAGGAAGAUGUCAUUUUGUCGCUGCGGCUGCGAGAAUUGCAGGUGUUGAGGGAACCGACCUCGGCGGAGGGCUUCCCGGUGGCCCUUUCAGGCGUCGGGGCGUAUUAUCAAAGGGACUGCGACGCCCUCAGAGAAGUGCAUAGGCGUAAUAACGGGGCACAAGAAACGGCACAGGCGGAGUCGUUGCGGAGCCGUGCCACGAUCAGUGCGUCUGGCCAGAUGGCUGCCGUCACGCUGGGAAGAUGGCCAUGGUGGGUGUUGCUUAUUGAUAUUCUUGGCCAACGAGUGUCGGAGGUGCUGCUGCACAAUGAGCCCGUUCUGGGGCUUUGCUGGAGCCCCUCAUCAAGUUCGGAGUACUGGCGUUUCCAGCGGCGCCAUUACAUUCAGAAAAGGGAAGGAAGUGCGGAGAUGGCUGGUGACAGCAGCGCUGCCAGGGGGAAGCGGCUCCCAGGAGAGGAGGAACCUCUGCUUGUGACCACGGACAAUCACGAGGCGAAGGUAUUUUUGUGGCUUGCCAACUAUGCCACGUGUUUUGCGGCUUCUUGCAAAGCCUUUUUGGAUGAGGCCGAAGCAGCGCCGAAACAAAAAAACCAGCGAGGCGAGGCGUCUGGCGGCGUUGGUGAGGGCCAAAUGCCGGCGUUGCGGCUAAACCGCGCCAUGUUUGGUGAAGGCGCAGUCACCGCGAUGUUGGCGGAUGAAGUGCGAGGGGUGGCUCUGACGGUUGCAUUCCGCAUGGAUGAACCCAGUCGAUGA